This is a messenger RNA of Monomorium pharaonis (pharaoh ant), 2382 nucleotides long. RefSeq names its product mitotic spindle assembly checkpoint protein MAD1 (gene Mad1). The transcript has 7 exons. The record is from RefSeq and is a predicted model, not a curated record. Gene Ontology annotation, cellular component: nuclear envelope; mitotic spindle; kinetochore. Gene Ontology annotation, biological process: mitotic spindle assembly checkpoint signaling; attachment of mitotic spindle microtubules to kinetochore. Bases 243 to 2276 code for a protein of 677 amino acids. NCBI's taxonomy places the organism in Eukaryota, Metazoa, Arthropoda, Insecta, Hymenoptera, Formicidae.
GCUAGUUACUUGCUAGUUUGAAGAAAAAUGGCGGACGAAUACCUACUUUUCUAGUGCUCUAACCUAACUACUUGUUUCGCUUCACGCUUCACUUCUAUCUUAUUGAUAAUUCUAUGUUGUCAGUAUAGUAAUAUUAAAGUGUUGCCUGUGGUAUUGUCCGUGGUUGUGUUUCAUUAAUUUCAAUUUGCUUCUGACAAUUGCUGCAAAUUGCUGACAAUUGUAACAGAAAGGGACAAGACAAAAUGAGCGAUCAGGAUCCCACGAGCAUUAUCAGCAUGAUAAAGGACCUACGUUCUGGAGCAGAGUCAUACCGAAAAAGUGUUGGAGUACCGGUGCGUUUCUCAGGAACUGGCUACAUAUCCUCGAAGUUUAAUGAUAGCUCAGACGACGGUAUAGUUUCACCCAAACGGCCAAGAGUGGAUGAUUCCGAUACAUCUAUAAAUAAUAAGACUCAGUCUGAUUCCAUCCCGGGUAGUCCUUGGGAAUGGCGACGUAUGAAAGGAGAGGUUAUAUCCUUAAAGACCAGACUGACACAACAAGAGGCAGCUGUACAACAGCUGCAUAAUAUACGCAGACAAAUGGAAGAGGUCUUUGAAAAGGAGAAAGGUCUUUUGCAAGUCCAGACUGAACAGGAUAAACAAACCAUUCAGCAACUAGAAGUCAGACUUGAUGUCGCACGACGGACAAUCCAAGAUGCAAGGGAGGGACGUGAUACUGCAGAGAAAGAAUGGUCUCAAGUGAGGAAUAAUUUGGAAAGGAAAAUAGCAUCGUUGUUAAACGAAAACGCAAAAUUAUCUGAGGAUUUAAGAACUGCCUCCGCAAAUGAAAAGUCUCCUCCUGCUAAGGAGGUCACCGAGUCAAGUGAACUACAGAUGAAACUGGAGACAGCGGAAGCCAAAGUAGCAAUGUUGGAAGAAAGGAUAAAGGAUUAUCUCAAGAUGCAACAGGAUUAUGAAUUGCAGAAUGUGGAAGUACAGAAUAUGAAAAUGAAACUGGAAAAAAUAGAGUCAGAAAGAGCAUUAUGGGAAGAGGGAAAGCUAUUAGCAGGAAGAGCGGCACGAGCUAAUGAUCUCGAGAAAGAAUUGAAUAUGGCGAAAAAGACGAUUGCAGUACUAAAAGAAUCGGUCAAGGAGAAAUUACUUUUGGAAGAACAAAUGGCUAAUAUGACAAAGAGGCUGGAGCACACUGAGAAAGUAGAGCAGCAAGUGGCAGAGUUAGAAACGAAACGAUCCGAGCUUGCGCUUCGCUUACAGGAAUAUGAAACCAUUGGCAUCAUUGGUGGACCCAUAGCGAUGAAGCGAGAACUGAAUAGACUUCAGCAGGCCGAGUUGGAUUUGAAAGCAGAAGAGGGCCAACUCAGAUCGAGAUUGGACGCCGCUUUGCGAGAAUCGCAGAAUUUGUCAAAGAAUUAUGAGGAUGCGAAGAGGCUGGCCGCUGAUAUGACGUUGUCGAAAGAAAAACUGAGUAAGCUUGUGAACAGGCUUCAGAAGAAGAUGAUCCUUGUCACUAGAGAAAGGGAUAGUUACAGACAGCAAUUAGAUUUGUACGAGAAGGAGAUAACGGUGGACAGUAACAAUGCGAUGACCGAAAGAAUACCAGCUUUAGAACGUGUUAUAGAUGGAUAUAGGGAUCUAGUUAGCAAAUUGGAAGCGGAUCUUCAAGCGGCUGAAACUGGUACUCAGAAAAACGAGUGUAAUAAAUUGAGGGAAGAGCUCGAGCAGUUGAGAGGCGAGCUCGAACAUCGUGCAUUGAAAGGAGACUUCAAUUGUAACGCCCGAAUUCUGCACUUCACAAUGAAUCCUGCAGCGAUAGCGGAGAAACAGGCCGAGGAAAAACAAGCAGCUCUAUUACGAGAAGUGGAGGAGCUUCGUGCCAAAGUAGCAUCGGGAAAUUAUGGAGCGACUGUUUCGUCGUUGCAAAUGAAGGAAAUCGCGGAGCUGAAGCAAACGUAUGAAGUAAAGAUAGCGCGUUUGAAGGAAGCUUUCAAAGCAUCCUCGUCAGAGUUUCGUCAAGCGUGUUACCAGUUGUUCGGUUGGAGAAUAGACAGAUCAAAGGAGGGCUGCUACAAACUGUCAAGUCAAUAUGCCGAGUCACCGGAUGAUGUCCUGUUUUUCCAUGUCGGCGAACGUGUAGAUAUGUUGGAGACUGCCUUUUCUGCGAGUUUGGGCAGUUUGGUCGAACAGUACUUGCAGAAACAGCAUAGUGUUCCCAUGUUCCUUAAUGCUGUACAAUCCGAACUGUUCAGUCAGCAAACAAUAACAAAUGUCAUGACAUAAUAUUGUUUAUGAGUAAAACUGAUAUUUCUAGCUUUGUUGAACUUGAAUAUAUAAUGGAUAUUAAAUAUAUAAUAAAUAAUAAAUUUAUGAUUUUAUUUGUACAAAA